AGGGAAGAAUGGAUGAAAAGGCACAGGAAAUAAGCAGCAUAAAUGGAGACAAUUAUAUAUGCCAAAAUGACUGGCUGCUGAACCAAGGGAAGUGUUACAAGUUUUCAGCUUCUUCUAAAACUUGGAAUGAGAGUCAACAUGAUUGCACAAAGCUCCAGGCACAUUUGCCGGUGAUUCACACUUUGAAAGAGCUGGAAUUCAUACAGAAAAGUUUACAACCUGGUCAGCCUAUUUGGGUUGGACUAUACAUUAUGCCCCCAGGAAAGCAAUGGGCGUGGAUAAAUGAACACCCUUUUGUGGAACAAAAAACUUUUUGAUAAUUGGAUCAACUGAUAGCAUGAGCUGCGCUGUCACAACAGGAAAUUGAAUGAGUUCUGAAGACUGUGACUCCACAUUUUAUGACAUUUGCCAGAUGUUGUCUGAACAAUAACAGAAAAUCCAGGCAGUUAAAUAAGAAAGUGGAAGAAAUGUGUAUGUAUGGAUGUUAACAUCGACUAUUCAUUUUUUAGAGGAAUAUAAAUUCAUAUUUUUAAUUCAAAUAUAAAAUUUUCUAAUAUUUUA
Phyllostomus hastatus (greater spear-nosed bat) is the source of this 561-nucleotide messenger RNA. Its product is annotated as killer cell lectin-like receptor subfamily F member 2. NCBI's taxonomy places the organism in Eukaryota, Metazoa, Chordata, Mammalia, Chiroptera, Phyllostomidae. The record is from RefSeq and is a predicted model, not a curated record. The transcript has 4 exons. The coding region runs from base 9 to 317 and encodes 102 amino acids.